This is a messenger RNA of Ceratina calcarata, 2667 nucleotides long. Its product is annotated as oxysterol-binding protein-related protein 9. Gene Ontology annotation, cellular component: Golgi apparatus; membrane; cytosol. NCBI's taxonomy places the organism in Eukaryota, Metazoa, Arthropoda, Insecta, Hymenoptera, Apidae. Gene Ontology annotation, molecular function: sterol binding. The transcript has 12 exons. The record is from RefSeq and is a predicted model, not a curated record. Bases 26 to 2218 code for a protein of 730 amino acids.
UUAUACAUACAUGUAAACCUCAUGCAUGCAUGCACGUCAUCUGUAUUACGUCUAUAUCUAUAUGCGCGUAUAUAUACAAGUAUUUGUGAAUAACAGUGAGCAACAAAUAACAAUGUCGACGAUGGAAGGUUCACUCAGCAAAUGGACAAAUGUUGUUAACGGGUGGCAAUAUCGUUGGUUCGUUCUGGACGACAAUGCUGGCCUUUUGUCGUACUACACGAGUAAAGAGAAGAUGAUGAGAGGUGCACGUAGAGGAUGCGUACGUUUAAGAGGUGCUAUAAUAGGUAUCGACGAUGAAGAUGAUAGCACAUUUACAAUUACCACGUCUUCGUACAAAGAUGAUCCAAAAACAUUUCAUUUUCAAACAAGGAACGCGGAAGAGAGAGAACGGUGGAUUCAUGCUUUGGAAGACACUAUAUUACGUCAUUCACACACUAGGUGGGACCCUAAAAAGUCCCCUCCAAAACAGGACUUUGAUCGUAAGGUAGCUGAAGCAGACGCGUAUCUUCAAUUAUUGAUCGAUCAGAUAAAAUUAAUCGAAACGAAACAGAGAACUGUCGCUGCCGAGGACGAGGAGAAGCAAGAGAAAUAUGCAGCAGUAUUGACCCAAGCCAACGCGAUGCUUAAUUCUGUGAAACAUACGAUUGUCCAAUUGCAAAUUGCCAAGAAUACAGCGAUACCGGUGAAUGGAAUAUAUAGAGGACCCUCGGAUGCAAUACACGUUUCAUCUCCUUUGGCUACGAGAGAACCAGAAACAACUAUUCAAACUGGGAUUGAAUUAGGCUCUGAAUGUGUAGAACCGAGAGUACCUAUAUUGUCUAAUGCUGUGGUGGGCAGAGAUCUCCCUGUGCCACAGUUCUCUUAUUCUUCUUCGGACGAAGACGAAGAUUAUUACGACGCGGCUGACGAAAUAUCACCUCCUUCCGCGCAGAAUCAUAUCACUAUUAGAAAACGGGAUAGCGAACGUUCGCAAUCACAGGCGGACGUAUUGUCAACCGAAAAUCGGAAGCAGCCUCCGUUGCCUCCGACGAAAGGCGAUGGAUCGCUCGAUUACGAUGCCCUUUACGAAGAGGAAAGCGAAACAGAGAUGGAUUCCAUGGAAUCUCACGGGUCCGUUGUAACUCAUCUCUUGUCCCAAGUAAAAAUUGGUAUGGAUUUAACAAAGGUAGCAUUGCCUACAUUUAUUUUGGAACGUAGAUCGCUUCUUGAAAUGUAUGCCGAUUAUUUUGCUCAUCCAGAUCAGUUCGUAAGCAUAGCAGACAUGUCAACUCCUAAGGAUAGAAUGGUUCAAGUAGUUCGUUGGUAUUUAUGUAGUUUUCACGCUGGUCGCAAAUCAGGGGUAGCUAAAAAACCAUAUAAUCCGAUAUUAGGCGAAAUGUUUCGAUGCCAUUGGGACAUUCCCAACGAACCCGUAGAUAGUUCAAAUUGUACAAAGCUGGUCGCCGAAGGCCCCGUGCCUUGGUGCAAAGAGAAUCAACUAUCGUUUAUCGCAGAACAAGUUUCUCAUCAUCCUCCCAUAAGUGCAUUUUACGCUGAACAUUAUGCGAAGAAAAUUAGUUUCGGGGCGCAUGUAUGGACAAAGAGCAAAUUUCUUGGAUUGAGCAUAGGUGUGCACAAUAUUGGCAAGGGCUGGGUGAACGUAAUAGAACACGGAGAAGAAUACGUAUUGACUUUCCCAAAUGGUUACGGUAGAUCCAUUCUCACUGUACCGUGGAUAGAAUUAGGUGGAACCGCGACUAUACAUUGCGCGCAAACUGGCUUCAAUGCCACCGUCGAUUUUUUGACAAAACCUUUUUACGGUGGUAAACGUAAUCGGAUCACGUGUCAGAUCACACAACCGGGGGAUAAGAAACCAUUCGUCGUCAUAAACGGAGAAUGGUGCGGUGUCAUGGAAGCGAAAUGGGCCGAUGGAAGAACCGAAAUGUUCGCCGAUGUUAGAGAACUUCAUACUCAACGAAAAUUAGUAAAGCCUGUUUGCGAACAAGAGGAACACGAAUCUCGGAAAGUCUGGCGAGACGUAACCGUCGGAUUAAGGAUCAACGACAUGGAAAAGGCGACAGCGGCUAAAAGCGCGAUCGAACAAAAGCAACGAGACGAAGCACGUAUCAGAAAAGAGAAUACUGUGAAUUGGCAAAACAAGCUCUUCAAAGAAACCAAAGACGGUGGUUGGGUGUACAUGAAACCUCUAGCAGAUAGAUUACACUCUUAUUCCGAUUAAAUGACUGUAAAGUUUGUAAUGAUUUAUUCAUUCGAUUUAGUUACUGCACAGUAAUAGAAAUUUAAAGGCCUAACACACGAUUAAUGAUCGAUAUUCCCCAUUUUUAAGCCUAAUGACUCUGUGCUAUUUGUGCGAAAGAAUAUGAAAUUGAAAGGUAUUACAAAUUCUUUCGUUUGAAAUAUAUUUUUCUUUUCCUUUUUUUUCGCACGAAACUGAUCAAGUACAAUAGCAAGUAUUAUAACAUUGUACUAUAUUGGGAUUUCAUUGAAAGAUAUAUACGAUAGCGGACGCUUAAGAGCAAACAAAUUAUUUUUUAUAACAUAGCGGUAGUCACUUUGUUCGAACAAGAAAGAAUCGCAUAAUGUCGUGCCAUGUACUAUACGUCAACGUCGUCGCCAAGUUCAUGUAUGUAUGUUAAAAAGAAAUACAGAUAUAAAAGUAACGUUCAA